CAAGCCACUUGGUUAGCUCAACUUUUUUUGUUUAUCGCGCCCUUCGGAGUUACGUCUAUACAAUAUAUAUAUAUAUAUAUUUUUAUAUAUAUACAGUAUAAAUAGGAGAGAGAUGAGGUCGAUGCACCAGCUGCUGCUGUACUCACUUUGCCUUUGGGCCGUGGUCGUGUUUUGUGCCCCAACUCCCAGUGAAUCCCGUCGCGUGAUCUUCCUGAAGCCGAAUGGCAUACAUCGCGGCCAGAUCCUGGCAACGCAUGGCAUGGAGAAGAUCUGCCCCAAGUGCCACAUGCUGGACCAUCGUGGCAACUGCAGGCGCAUCAUAGCUUACAAUGCAGUCCAGCGUCUGCUCAUCCUGACCUUUGUCGUGCUGGCCAUGAUCCUGGCCCAGAGUCCGCGGAUUACGGAGGCCCGCCGCCUGAUCUUCUACAAUCCGCACACCAAGCCACUCACCAGCCAGCUCCUCGUGUCCCGCAGGCUCACCAAACCCUGUCCCGCCGGCAAAAUGAGGGAUCACCGGGAUCGAUGUCGUCGAGCCGUCAUCUUUGGACGCAGCACCUGAAAAAUCUCUUUUUCUUUAUUUUUUUUUUGACCUAGUCGUAAGCUAACUUAUUUUAGUCGUAGUUGCGUCACAAUGUGACCGUCGAAGUAUUUAUUACAAUAUUUAUUUUGUAGCUAGUAAUAAUGAUAAGUAAUA
Messenger RNA from Drosophila teissieri, 694 nucleotides. RefSeq lists its product as uncharacterized. The record is from RefSeq and is a predicted model, not a curated record. The transcript has 2 exons. The coding region runs from base 113 to 559 and encodes 148 amino acids. Lineage: Eukaryota; Metazoa; Arthropoda; Insecta; Diptera; Drosophilidae.